This is a messenger RNA of Hemibagrus wyckioides, 1439 nucleotides long. RefSeq names its product septin 4a (gene septin4a). Gene Ontology annotation, cellular component: septin ring; septin complex; microtubule cytoskeleton. NCBI's taxonomy places the organism in Eukaryota, Metazoa, Chordata, Actinopteri, Siluriformes, Bagridae. Gene Ontology annotation, molecular function: GTPase activity; molecular adaptor activity; GTP binding. The coding region runs from base 47 to 1165 and encodes 372 amino acids. The transcript is spliced from 9 exons. The record is from RefSeq and is a predicted model, not a curated record. Gene Ontology annotation, biological process: regulation of exocytosis; cytoskeleton-dependent cytokinesis.
CCCGGAUGGCAGAACCCGUCCUCACACCCCUGGCACUCCGACUUUCAUGCGUCAAAGGGGAAGAAACCUGCAGGGCUCAGAACCAGACCUGUUGCAUCGCUGUCACUUCACUUCCCACAGCUCUCUAGAGCCUCCGCUUAGUCCUUCACGAUCUAAGAGCCCCUGGAGUAAACUAGAUCCUUAUGAUUCUCCUGAGGAUCAAGAUAAGGAAUAUGUUGGAUUUGCAACACUUCCCAACCAAGUACACAGAAAAUCUGUGAAAAAAGGCUUUGCCUUUACGCUGAUGGUAGCCGGGGAGUCUGGUUUAGGAAAGUCCACGUUGGUCAAAAGUCUUUUCCUAACAGAUGUCUACAAGGACAGGACACUGCUAAAUGCUGAAGAAAGGAUCAGCAAAACGGUGGAAAUCACCAAACAUACCGUUGGCAUUGAGGAGAAAGGUGUGAAACUCAAGCUCACCAUUGUGGACACACCAGGCUUUGGAGAUGCUGUCAACAACACUGAGAGCUGGAAGCCAGUUGUAGAUUUUAUCGACCAUCAGUUUGAGCAGUACUUCAGGGACGAGAGUGGUUUGAACCGCAAGAACAUUCAGGACAACCGAGUGCAUUGCUGUCUCUAUUUCAUCUCACCAUAUGGCCAUGGCCUCAGGCCGGUCGACUUAGAGUUUAUGAGUGCUCUACAUGAGAAGGUCAACCUAGUGCCUGUGCUGGGUAAAGCAGACUGCCUCACACCACUGGAACUGGCACGGAAGAAAAAAAAGAUCCGAGAGGAGAUCGAGAGGUUCGGGAUCAACAUCUACCAGUUCCCUGAGUGCGAUUCGGACGAGGACGAUGAUGUUAAAAUCAGAGAUCAAGACCUGAAAGAUAGUAUUCCCUUUGCUGUGGUCAGCAGUAACAUUCUUGUUGAAAUCAAAGGCAGGAGAGUCCGAGGCCGUGCGUAUCCUUGGGGUGUGGUCGAAGUGGAAAACCCCGCCCACUCGGACUUCCUGAAGCUUAGGAACAUGCUGGUUCGCACCCACAUGCAGGACCUAAAGGACGUGACGCAGGAAACCCAUUAUGAGAACUACCGCUCUGAGUGCAUCCGGAACAUGACACUAAUGGUGGUCAGAGAGAGAAAACGCAGGUCUGCACACAGCACACAGGGGGUCACUUUGGGAGUCUCACGCUAAAGAUCUAGCUUCCUAACACGAGGAUGUCUGGCGCCUGGAAAACUUUAUUUGGGAAUGCAGCAUGAUGGUAGUUAAAGGUUAAAGGUUGCGAUCUGAUUGGCUAGUAAUGCUUCCAUGUGUGAUCAUUUCCGUACACCUCUUUCCACCAGGAACACAAACUAUUAAACCCAGUGACUUGGUGAGCCUUUCAGAACAAGAGUCACUGAAUCAAACAUGAUUCAUGUUUAAAAAGAUGUUUGUUUGAAACAGAGAUGAGAAAAUACCAAAAUGACUA